Molecule: messenger RNA, 633 nt
Organism: Cyclocybe aegerita
Lineage: Eukaryota; Fungi; Basidiomycota; Agaricomycetes; Agaricales; Hemipholiotaceae
Source: the annotation of a GenBank genome assembly
AUGUCCGACCCGCUCACCAAAGUCACUGCAGCGCUCAGAUCUGAGCAGAUCAUACCGGACGUGAUCCCAGAGUCUGUCAAGUUCUCGCCAUCGGUCCUGUUCUCCAUCACCUGGCCGUUGAAUGGAACGGAGGUCGUCUUGGGCGACAAAGUCGAGCGGAACCUCACCUUGGAGGAACCUCAGAUCAAGAUUCUCCCGCUGCUUGCCCCGGAAGGAACCGGCGAGCCUGCCAACGGCAACAAGGGCGGUGAGACAUCGUACACGUUGGUCAUGACGGACCCCGACGCACCGUCUCGCGCCGACCCAAAAUAUGGGCAAUGGAGGCAUUGGAUUGUGACGGGAGUCAAAUUACCGGCUGCCAACGCCGCCGAAACCGACGGGGUAUACGCGGUCAAGACACACGCUGCAACGACGCCCUAUUUCCCUCCGGGUCCUCCUCCAGGCUCUGGGUUCCACCGCUACAUCUUCCUUCUGUUCGAGGAACCCGCGGAAGGAAUUUCUAUUCCAAGUGAUGCGGUAGAGCACAAAGCCGAGCCGCCUACCCGACGCAACUGGGACGCGCUCAAGUUCGCAGACACGUACAAGCUGAAACUAGCGGGCGCCAACUAUUUCUUGACUAAAGCCACGGAGUAA